AUGAGGAAAGCAGAGGAUCAAAAUGAGCAAGAAAAGAACUAUAGAGGCAAGAUAAAUGAAAAGAGAUUGAAUAUCAAAGGGGCUGUAGAGAUGACGCAUGAAAGGAAGACUGUGGACCAGCAAAUGGCAGACUUAUUCCAUAACUUUGGGAAGAAAGGAGAAGAUGCACCCUGGUUAUACAGAAUUUGGGACACCAACCAGAAAUUCGUCUUCCCAAAGGAUGGCUCAUUACAAGCAGCUCCACGAAGUUCCAAUUCAGAAGAUCAUUUUGUUGCAGUGACUCCAAAUCGAGCCCUAGACGAAAGUAAGCGACCUAUCUUUAUGGGUACCAAAGAUAAGAAAUAUGUUCUGAAUGUGAAGUCAGGUGAUCAGCCUCAGCUACAGUUAGUGGCGGGAGAUAUUAUGGAUCUUUAUAAAAAGAAGCAGCAAUCUGUGGAGUUCACUUUCUACAACCAGACCAGAGGCAGCGAAGUUACUUGCUCCUUUGAAUCAGCAGCUUCCCCUGGUUGGUUCCUCAGCACUGCUUCUGAGUCAAACAAACCUCUUGGUUUAAGUCAGGGAGGGGGUUCUGAUAUCACUCUUUUUUAUAUUGAAAAAAUAAAAUCAGAAUAGCUCAAAGAUGUUACUCUUGCUGAAAAGAAAGCUGUUCAUACCCAUUAGUGUGUCUUUCUGAAUUUAAUCU
This is a messenger RNA of Heteronotia binoei (common prickly gecko), 682 nucleotides long. RefSeq names its product interleukin-1 family member 10-like. The coding region runs from base 1 to 612 and encodes 203 amino acids. Gene Ontology annotation, molecular function: cytokine activity; interleukin-1 receptor binding. Gene Ontology annotation, biological process: inflammatory response to antigenic stimulus; cellular response to lipopolysaccharide; positive regulation of gene expression. The record is from RefSeq and is a predicted model, not a curated record. The transcript has 5 exons. Lineage: Eukaryota; Metazoa; Chordata; Lepidosauria; Squamata; Gekkonidae.